AUGCUCUCAGCACUUCGACGAACCACUCUAAUCACAAGACAACUCACAAGACCACCCACACCAACCAGACCAUCCUCCACCGCCACCACCGCCACAAUGACCGACACCAGCAAAUACAAAUUCAACCACACCAUGCUCCGCGUGAAAGACCCCGUCGCGUCCGUCAAAUUCUACCAACACCUGGGCAUGUCCCAAGUCAACAAAUUCUCCUUCCCCGACAACAAAUUCGACCUCUACUUCCUCGCCCACGACUCGCCCAAGUCCGCCUCGCACGGCAACCACUGGACGGACCGCGAGGGAAUCAUCGAGCUGACGCACAACUACGGCACCGAAAAUGAUCCCAAUUUCACAGUCGCCAACGGCAACAAGGAGCCUGGCAAAGGGUUCGGACAUGUCUGCGUUAGUGUGGACAACAUUCAAGCCGCGUGUCAACGUCUUGAGGACGCUGGCUACAGAUUCCAGAAAAAACUCAAGGACGGCCGGAUGCACCACAUCGCCUUCGCGCUCGAUCCAGAUGACUACUGGGUCGAGAUCAUCGCGCAGAACCCCGUCGACAAAACUGAAGACGUCAAGUCGACGGAUCUUCAGACAUACCGCAUGAACCACACGAUGAUCCGCGUCAAAGAUAAAGACAUCAGCCUCAAAUUCUACCAAGACGUCCUGGGCAUGACGCUCCACCGCACCUCAGAAGCAAAAGAAGCCGGCUUCAACCUCUACUUCCUCGGGUACGGGCCCGCCCCCUCCUCGGACGACACCUCCAACGGCGUCAACCCUACCGCAUCCCGGGAAGGGCUCCUCGAACUUACUUGGAACUACGGGACCGAGAAAGAGUCCGGACGGGUGUACCAUGAUGGAAACGCUGAGCCGCAGGGGUUCGGACAUAUUUGUGUGUCUGUUGAUGAUUUGGAGAAGGCGUGUGAGCGGUUUGAACAGCAAGGAGUGCAGUGGAAGAAGAGGUUGACGGAGGGUCGGAUGAAGAAUGUGGCGUUUGUGUUGGAUCCGGAUGGGUAUUGGAUUGAGGUUAUUCAGAAUGAGAGGUAUAAGGAGGCGCCGGGGAAGUAUUAG
This is a messenger RNA of Fulvia fulva, 1065 nucleotides long. RefSeq names its product Lactoylglutathione lyase. The record is from RefSeq and is a predicted model, not a curated record. The transcript has a single exon. The coding region runs from base 1 to 1065 and encodes 354 amino acids. Gene Ontology annotation, molecular function: lactoylglutathione lyase activity; metal ion binding. Lineage: Eukaryota; Fungi; Ascomycota; Dothideomycetes; Mycosphaerellales; Mycosphaerellaceae.